Letharia lupina is the source of this 1740-nucleotide messenger RNA. RefSeq lists its product as uncharacterized. The record is from RefSeq and is a predicted model, not a curated record. Bases 1 to 1740 code for a protein of 579 amino acids. The transcript is spliced from 5 exons. Lineage: Eukaryota; Fungi; Ascomycota; Lecanoromycetes; Lecanorales; Parmeliaceae.
AUGUUCGGACACCUGGUGAAUUACAGUCCUAUAAGCUUUGGGCAGCAGGGCGAAAUGAACGACGAGGAUGGUUCAUCCGCGGGAAUCGCGAGGUCUUAUUCGACGACACCGCUGUCUUCGGCAAGUGUUGAAAUACCCAGAACGAGUUUGCCUUUGCUUCCCGAGACAUCAUUGCAAGUCCAGUCGACUGAAGUAAACCUCAAAAAGCACAACAAAUUCAUCCUUGAGGAUCCCACGAUGGCCAAAGUCAAGAAGGAUAAAGCAAUGAGAGCGUGUACUACAUGCUUUACCAAAAGGUGGGAGGGACCAAUCGAAACCCCUCGUCUACUUGACAUAGAAUGGUUUGACGCAACGACAGCUGCACUUCUUGCACGUCACUACCAAUUGAUAGAUUUUCACUUUGAAAGCGAAUCUCUCGGACCUAUGCAAGUAGACCUGAGAUUGGAGCCUUCAUCAGACCAGGAGAUUGUGUCAGACAGGCAGACCUAUAGUCUUCAAAUACCGGGGCUACGAGAUGACUUCUACUUCCUUGCGGAGUCUUCCAGUCUUGACGGCGUGUUGGAUGCCAUUCUUCCUGCCGACGUACCUCUCUGCAUAGCACCCAAAUCUGGCUUAUAUGAUCUGUCUCUAUAUGAGUACGACCUCUACAUGAUGGGAAGGGUCAAGACGCUGACCUCUCCUUCCUUCAACAGCCAACACACCUCUUUCUUGGAGAUCUUGCGCGACUCGACCCCGCACAGAUACUUCAUUGGCGAUCAGCCUCUUUCGAUCAUGUAUAGCAACGACACCCUUGAGUCUUGGCAAAACAUGGAUGUCGAAGAUUCAAACCUCCUUGCCGGACAUGAUUCUCAGGACGGUGUCAACAAUGGUCAAGACAUGAUCAUUGAAGAACAUAUUCCGUUCGGCGGAGUCGAGGGAUUGCAAGCGGAAGCAAACGCCAUGCUCAAUCCAGGUUGGACUCUAGGACUCGAUAAUCUCGCAGUCACACAAGAUACCGAAGCAAGUGUCAGUACGGAUCAUUUGCAUGCUGGAAUGCUCGACUCCAUACACCACAGCCAGCACGGUGGUUGGGAACAGCAGCCGAGCGAAGUACAGCAGGCUGGCCAUGGCUACUUACAGAGUACUGUCCCCGCAUACACCGAUGUACGUGAUAGCAUGUUGACAUCUCUACACGAUGUAAUGGCAUCGUCGCAAGCCCAAUCGAGUACCAGUCGACGGUCAAAGGCCGCAAACACUACUGCCUCAUCGAAAUCCAAGAAGCGACUGUGCUCGCUGCCCACCUCAAAUCCUGUGGAAGUCCCAAGGAGGGCCAGCAAGCGCAAGCACAUGAAGACUGUUUUCUCACGCAAAGAGCCACGCUUGACACCAUCCCGCCUGAAUCACAGCGAGGAUUCGAGUGCUUUGACGACAGACUUGUCGUCAAAGCUUGCCCUACGCACAGAUUCUGCAGCCAAGACAACAAACAUUAAGGGCACGAUUUCAUCAAAGCAGCCGAGCGAUGACUACCCAACAGAACAACCACGAGCCAAUCGGGUGGCGGCGUGGGAGCAAGGGAGGAAUAGGCGUACAAACCUUGAUAAUGCGGGCAUUGUCAGGGACAUGGAAAUUUCGGACUCGGAAAGACGGCCUAUGUCAUGGCCACACAGAAAUCCCUGGCGUAAGUCCCUUGAUAUAUCCGUCGCCGUGCUUACCAAAGGAUUUGAGAAAUUGAUGACCGAACGAGGAGAAUCCCUCAUUUAA